AUGACCUCUGAAGGAAGCUGCAGUUGGUACGUUGGAUUCAGUGAAUCAAUAGGGGGAACUACGGAGAAGAAACUUGCAGAUCUAUGGCAGCAAUUGCUGAACAGUGUACGUAGUGAAAAAGCUCUUGAAGAGGCAGUAGAAGGACCUAGAACAGACUGGAAUCCAUAUAGACCUGCUCGCGGUGAACAUCAGCAGCAGCGUGUAUUAAAUAGUGAAGUCUAUGAGUGGAGGUCAACAAUACCUGUAGACUCCCUCUGUGUUAUGGGGACAACACUGUCUAUAGAUAGAUCAGAAAGGAAAUUAUCAAAUGUGAGUCAUGAAGAACAAAAAUAUGGAGUAUUGGGGAAGGAAAACGUAGUGUCAACGAAGGAAUUUAUAGGUGAUAAGGGUAGUAGUUCUGAUGAUAAUAAAAUUGCCUUAUUCUCUAAAAAUAAAAAUGAGGCAAACCAUGUAAUAAAUACUACUUUUACUACUACUACUACUACUACUACUAAUAAUAAUAAUAAUAAUAAUAAUAAUAAUAAUAAUAAUAAGAGUAAUUUUAAAGAUAACUAUGAAUCUUCAAUGCAAACAGUUGUGGAUACUAUAUUUAAUAACUUGUGGCGAACAGUUGCUGUACCAUGGAUUAUGAAUCAUUACAUGGGUGGACAAUCACAGCAAGAAGAUAAGAAACGGAAAAUAAGUGAAAAACGAGGAGGAUCUCAACUACGACGGCGUUUUUCUCCAUGUGUGGAUCGAGCUAAACGCCUCUCAAUAGAAUCAGGUUCAGUUAGUGAUGAUAUGCUUAACCGCAGACGCCCAACAACAGGGCCAGCGUUUCAACGUGUUAGAGCAGUAGCGCGGACCAAGUUGUUACUUCCUGCUGGUGUAAAAGCACAAUAUCGUUCAGCACACUCUUCUACUACUAAACCGUUACAACAAAUUGUGGUAUCGCGAUCAAAGAAAACUACUUCUGCAAGCCCUUACUAUUCAUAUUACCAGGAUCAGUAUCAGUCUCAGAAGAAACAACAACAACAACAUUUAGGUGUGGUGGCAAAAGUAAAUACCAAUUUACCUGGUGAUUCAAACUUUCCUAAACAAAAAAGGCUUAGUUACUCAAAACAAAUGACGGCAUUGUCGCCGAGAAAAUCUAAUCCUAGUGCUAGACCUAAUGUUUUGGGAAAUUCUCUUUCGCAGAAGCCACUAGUUCAUAGUGGACGAACAGCUGCUUUAAGUAGUGGUUUGGUCCCUCGCGAUGGGUCUCCACAGUUUAUUAGAAUGAGUUCAAAAGAGAAACGAAUUGGGGUAUACUCUGAGCCUACAGAAGGAAAUGUUAUUUCCGCUCAUGGUUCUCCAAUUAAUCGUGCUCGUAAAUUGGCUCCUUUACCAACAAGAAAAAAACAAUCAUCAUCUCCAGUAUUACAGCGACAACAAUAA
Molecule: messenger RNA, 1416 nt
Organism: Trypanosoma theileri
Lineage: Eukaryota; Euglenozoa; Kinetoplastea; Trypanosomatida; Trypanosomatidae
Exons: 1
Coding region: 1-1416 (471 amino acids)
Source: RefSeq, a predicted model, not a curated record